This is a messenger RNA of Sorex fumeus (smoky shrew), 1970 nucleotides long. RefSeq names its product hyaluronidase 2 (gene HYAL2). The transcript has 4 exons. The record is from RefSeq and is a predicted model, not a curated record. Gene Ontology annotation, molecular function: hyaluronoglucuronidase activity; hyalurononglucosaminidase activity. Bases 188 to 1618 code for a protein of 476 amino acids. Gene Ontology annotation, biological process: carbohydrate metabolic process; hyaluronan catabolic process. Lineage: Eukaryota; Metazoa; Chordata; Mammalia; Eulipotyphla; Soricidae.
GGGGGCGGAGCCAGCCAAGGCGCCGAGCCGAGCUGGGACCGGUCCGGGGCCGAGCCGGGGCGAGCGGCCGGAGCGGGCCGGGCUGGGCCGCGGUUGGUGAUGGCCAUGGCGCGAGUCCCGGCGGCGCCCCGAGCGAGUUCCUGAGUUGCUAUCAGGCAGGUGACACAGUCUUCCUGCAAUUCCCAGCAUGUGGGCAAGCCUGGGUCCUGCUGUCACAUUGGCCCUCGUGUUGGCAGUGGUAUGGGCCUCAGAGCUCAAACCCACAGCACCACCCAUCUUCACAGGCCGGCCCUUUGUGGUAGCAUGGGACGUGCCCACACAGGACUGUGGCCCACGCCUCAAGGUGCCACUAGACCGGAAGGACCUGAUGGACUUUGACGUGCAGGCCUCACCGAAUGAGGGUUUUGUGAACCAGAACAUCACCAUCUUCUACCGUGACCGUUUGGGCUUGUAUCCACGCUUCGAUGCAGCAGGGAAGCCUGUGCAUGGAGGUGUGCCACAGAAUGGCAGCCUCUGGGCACACCUAAAGAUGCUGCAGGAACACGUGGAGCACUACAUUCGCACCCCGGAGCCCGCAGGCCUGGCAGUCAUCGACUGGGAAGACUGGAGGCCUGUGUGGGUGCGCAACUGGCAGGACAAGGACGUAUACCGCCGCUUCUCACGCCAGUUGGUGGCCCGUCAGCACCCUGACUGGUCGUCAGAUCGUGUGGUCAAGGAGGCUCAGUACGAGUUUGAGAUUGCUGCCCGGGAGUUCAUGCUGGAGACUCUGCGCUUUGUCAAGGCAGUGCGGCCUCAGCACCUCUGGGGCUUCUACCUCUUCCCUGACUGUUACAACCACGAUUAUGUGCAGAACUGGGAGAGCUACACAGGCCGCUGCCCUGAUGUAGAGGUUUCUCGAAACGACCAGCUGGCCUGGCUGUGGGCCGAGAGCACGGCCCUCUUCCCCUCCGUCUACCUAGAUGAGACUCUUGCUUCCUCUGUCCAGGGUCGCAACUUUGUCAGCUUCCGCGUUCAGGAGGCCCUUCGCGUGGCACACACCCACCAUGCCAACCAUGCGCUCCCCGUCUAUGUCUUCACUAGGCCUACCUAUAGCCGCACGCUCACGGGGCUUAGCCAGAUGGAUCUCAUCUCCACUAUUGGCGAGAGUGCAGCCCUGGGUGCAGCUGGUGUUAUCCUCUGGGGCGAUGCUGGGUACACCACCAGCAAUAAGACGUGCCAGUACCUCAAGGACUACCUGACGCAGCUGCUGGUACCCUACAUUGCCAACGUGUCCUGGGCGGCCCAUUACUGCAGCUGGUCCCAGUGCCACAGCCACGGGCGCUGUGUGCGCCGUGAUCCCAGUGCCAGUGCCUUCCUGCACCUCAGUGCCAGCAGCUUCCGGCUGGUGCCUGGCCACACCCCUGGUGAACCCCAGCUGCAUCCAGAGGGGGAGCUCAGCCGUGCUGAUCGCAUCCACCUGCAAACACACUUUCGAUGCCAGUGCUAUCUAGGCUGGGGCGGCGAGCAGUGCCAGUGGGAUCGCAGGGGGACUGCGGGAGGUGCCAGUCGGGCCUGGGCUGGGUCCCAUGCCACUGGCCUGCUGGCAUUAGCAGCACUGGUCUUCCCCUGGACUUUGUAGGGGUCUUUCACCAGGCAGCUGGUCAAACUGGCCUCUGCCGCAAGGGCUCUGCCAAGCUUACAGCAGCUUGUAGAGGGUGAACAAGCUGAAGUUGGGAGGGGGCAGUGCCCCUGAGAUGUCCAGUGCAGUACUCACACCAGCACCCACCCCCCUGUUCUAAGGGGGAGGGGUAGUCCCGCAGAGGGGAAGAGGGGCAAAGGAGGGCCAGGGAACUUGACUGUACUCCCUGUACCUGGAUAGUUUCUUAUUAUUAUUGUUAUUAUUAUUGUUAUUAUUGUUAUUAUUAUUAUUAUUGGGGUGGUCUCUUUUGUAAAUUAAAUAUAAAACAACUGCUUCUGCUCUUGAACUCUCA